Molecule: messenger RNA, 1029 nt
Organism: Cordyceps militaris CM01
Lineage: Eukaryota; Fungi; Ascomycota; Sordariomycetes; Hypocreales; Cordycipitaceae
Product: Protein kinase-like domain
Exons: 1
Coding region: 1-1029 (342 amino acids)
Biological process (GO): protein phosphorylation
Molecular function (GO): protein kinase activity; ATP binding; protein binding
Source: RefSeq, a predicted model, not a curated record
AUGUUCAACUAUAUUGCCAUCGGCGUCCCGAAACAAGCUUUCUUUGUACUGCGACCAUCCAAUGCCGCUGCUCAACUGGCCUUUUCAGACGUGGUCGAUUAUGUUCAGCAGCAGCAACAAGAUGAAGUUUCACAGCGAGAAUGUCACCACAUAGCGAAAUUCCUUUGGCUUGAUUCUGAGCGGCAGGUUGCAUCAGACUCCGUGGCUCGGCUUCUCAGAUACCGCAGUCAGAUGGACUUACCGGGUUCUUCGUCUCCCCAAAGCCCUGGCGGUCACAUGAGUAGUGUUGACAUCUGGAUGGGCGGCUAUUUCAUUGACCUCUCACAGUCAUAUUCCAAGGACUGGUCCUUUGGUCGGCACAGCUCGAAGCUUUUCGCAGAUCUUGUGGUAACACGCGACAAACUUACUCAUGUCUCGCGUAAACACGCUAUCCUUAGAAUCGAUAGCGAAACGCGUUUAGCGUUCUUAAAGCCUGGAGCCAGCGAGAUUUCCGUAAACUCAGUGAGUGGCAAUGAAACCACCUCUAGGCUUGCUUUACGUCUAGGCACGAAUGUUGUUGAGAUGGGCGAGCUACGGUUCGAUUUCGAGUAUACAGAAUUCAGCCGGACCGAUGAAGCAACCGGCAUCCUUAGCGAGUACCUGACCGAUGUGUACGGGUCUGAUUCACAGCCGCCACCGGAGUCCAUUUCGGCUACACCAACUCCGAGCUCUGCAACGAAGAUCAUAGGAUCAUAUGUGCUCAAUGGCAUUCUAGGAGCCGGCACAUUUGGAUCCGUGAGACCUGCUACUGGUAUAGCUGGCAACAAGAUUCUCGCAAUAAAAUCGAUUGUCACUCGGCCAAACAUCUCAGCUGAGCCUAUCGCAACCAUGGAGGAGCUUACCAGACGACUAGAUUCAUCGACCGAUGAAAAUUAUAUCCUUCGUUUGGUUGAAUCCUUCCGAGUUGCUGGGAAUUUGAACGAGGUUCACUUGGUUCUGGAGCCAUUUACACCGAUUACUCUCGAGAAAAUUCCGGUUCAGACUCAGUGA